Molecule: messenger RNA, 2272 nt
Organism: Ornithodoros turicata
Lineage: Eukaryota; Metazoa; Arthropoda; Arachnida; Ixodida; Argasidae
Product: ribosomal RNA processing protein 36 homolog
Exons: 10
Coding region: 1107-2246 (379 amino acids)
Biological process (GO): maturation of SSU-rRNA from tricistronic rRNA transcript (SSU-rRNA, 5.8S rRNA, LSU-rRNA)
Cellular component (GO): 90S preribosome; nucleolus
Source: RefSeq, a predicted model, not a curated record
AAAGGGCGUCUGCAAAUGGCGGAGUUUGAUCCAGAUGCAGAUGCGGCCACCGCUGAUAUUACAGGCACGUAUAGCGAUAUUGAAGAUGACGAUGAAACUGUGGGCAGGUUACGGUCGGCAAGUUCACGUUAUAUGUUCCUCGACGAAGUGUGCAAUAUUGGUGAGAACGUACGGACAGUUGGAAGGGUGAAAAACGUUUAUUCGGCGCGAAGUCUCUGUGAGAUCACAAAUGGAAAAGGUAGUUUGGCGAAAAUACUUCUAAAUGAUUACUAUGACCACGACAUCAUUGCCGGGCAAGUUUAUGGAUUCGAAGGACAAAUUGUGAACGUCGAAGGAGAAAAUGUUCUUCAUGCUCUUACUACAAAUCUUAUACGAAACAUAGACUUGGAAUUGUACGACGACGUUAUGAGAAUUACAAGAAACUCUAUCGACAGCAGGAAAAAAAUAACAUCAGACAUCGAAGAAGAUGUUUUAAGCAGGAUAGGAUGUCUUUCGGAUGAUCUCAAUGUUGACCAGCACAUGCUGCAAGAUUGUGUGAAUCAUUUAUUGGGGUUACCAGUGGACAACGUUGAGCUUCGUGCUUCUGCAACCGCUGCUCGCUCGCCUCGGCUUGACGAUGAACAAGCUGCCGGCCCAUGCGAGAAUGUCAAUAUGACUGUUGUGCAUCAGCGAGCGCUAGAGGUACUCCUAGAAAGUACUGCUUGGCUUGAAUCAUUGACACUUGAUGGGGAAGAAGAAGAUAAUGAAAUGAACACAGGUGAAACGAACGUUGGGUAUGGCGGGCUAGCCCGCGGGCCUUCUAGCCCGCCAUACGUUGGGUGAAACAACGUAUGACAACAUUCUGAAGUAACUAUGGAGAUGGAGGCAACAAAUUUCAAAGACAGGGUGUUUGCAAAAUAGAGCGAUAACAAAUUUCUCCUUUUGAUAAACGUGUCUCUGUGCACCGCUAGCGUCUUACAGUUAAUUUCGAGACAUUUUACCUGUGCCGUGAGACGGGAGUAAAGUACGGUCAAGUAUGUGCGGCCGAAUUCGCAUUCUCCCUUUAUUAUGGCUGCGCCCACCAGGUACUAAUUUACGCCUGCGAGUGGCAAAAUAAACGAAGAGCAAUGGGAAAACCGGAGAAAGCACUAAAGAUGAAGAAAACUGGAGUGAAACGCCAAGAGCUCACGGAAGUGACUUCGAUGAGGUUGGACAAUGCUAAUAGGAAAUCACGCAUCCAUCCACCUGCUGGACAGGAAUGCUUCGAGUCUUCAAGUGACGAAAGUGCCGAUAGUGGUGGUGGGCAGAGUGAAAGUGAAUACGAUGAGAACGUUGAUGAAUGUGAUAAGCAAAAUGCGACCACACAGUCUCGCAACUCUUCAAAGCAUUUGCCUCUUGAGCACGACGAGAGUGAAUCAGAAGAUGAAGAUGACAGUGAACCUGAACUCUCAAGCAGGAAUUCACGGUCCUACUCCCAGUUAAAACACAAAGGAUUCAAAGCAUCAUCGACUGAGAGGGAAAGCGAUGAAGCGGAAAUGCAACAAGACGCUGAGAGCGAAAAUUCCGGCCAAGAUGAUGAUGAUGAUGAUGAAGACCUGGAACUUGAAGACAAAGAUGAGAGCGAAAUCCGAAAUGAUCUUUCGAAGAUGUCAUUUGCAGAACUGCAGCAGCUGAAGGAGAAGAUAGGCCUGAAAAUGUACAACGAAGCUGUGUUUGGAGAACAGAGGCAACGACCAAAAAUUAAUUUCAAAAGAGAGAAUAAGAACAGACCAAGAGAAGAAUCAUCAAAACGUCCAGUGUCUGUCUUCAGAGAUACUUUUCAGGUCAAGAAAAAGGUUUUGAGUGACCCGCGCUUCGACCCCAGAGCUGGUGAGUACAACGAACGGGUCUUCAGAGAGACGUACAGUUUCAUCGGCGACCUUCGCCACAAGGAGCGCGGGGAACUCGAACGGAUGCUGCGGAAGGAGCAAGAUCCCGAGCAGCGUAAAUCGAUCAAGAAGGUUCUGCAAAGGAUGAAAAACCAAGAAGCAACAGAGCGCCAGAAAAGUCGCAGAUAUCAAUUGAACGAAGAGUAUCAGAAGUUUGUGGAGAAGAGCAAAGAGGAGGGUGUCACUCCAAAGUACCUGUCAGACAAGGAACGGCGGCAGAUCGAACUUGCACAACGCUUCAAAGAACUCAAGAAAUCGGGGAAGUUGGACAAGUAUUUGGAGAAGAAGCGGAAGAAGAACAUGUGGAAGGAGCAGAAACACCUGCCUGGCGUUAUGUAGGCUCUCAAUAAAACUAAUUUUCUACA